Messenger RNA from Brachypodium distachyon (stiff brome), 1362 nucleotides. Its product is annotated as heat stress transcription factor A-6a. Gene Ontology annotation, cellular component: nucleus. Gene Ontology annotation, biological process: regulation of transcription by RNA polymerase II. Gene Ontology annotation, molecular function: RNA polymerase II cis-regulatory region sequence-specific DNA binding; DNA-binding transcription factor activity. The record is from RefSeq and is a predicted model, not a curated record. The transcript is spliced from 2 exons. NCBI's taxonomy places the organism in Eukaryota, Viridiplantae, Streptophyta, Magnoliopsida, Poales, Poaceae. The coding region runs from base 48 to 1190 and encodes 380 amino acids.
GUUCAAUCCCCCGCACCGCGCACACACCGCACCGCACGGACGAGCAGAUGGCUUCCUCCUCCCGUUGCGCACUCUUCGUCGGCUCCAAGAGGACGCGCACAAGCGGCGGGGCAGGAGGAGCCGGCGGAGAGGAAGCAAUGGCCUGGGGGUCGGCGGUGGUGAAGCGAGAGGUGAAGCCGGAGGAGCAGGAGGAGGAGGAGGCAAGGGAGGCGCGGGCGGCGUGGCCGCGCCCGAUCGAGGGGCUCGGCGAGCCAGGGCCGGCGCCGUUCGUGGGCAAGACGUACGAGAUGGUGGCGGACGCGGCCACCGAUGCGGUGGUGUCAUGGGCGGGCCGCGGGAGCAGCUUCGUGGUGUGGGACCCGCUCGCGCUCGCGGCCGCCGUCCUCCCCCGCUUCUUCAAGCACGCCAACUUCGCCUCCUUCGUCAGGCAGCUCAACACCUACGGAUUCCGAAAGGUCAAUCAGGAGAGGUGGGAGUUUGCGAAUGAAGACUUCUUAGCUGGUCAGAAGCAUUUGCUGAAAAACAUCAGGAGGCGGCGUGCUUCCAGGCAUCAUAUGAAGUCACAACUAAGAAAUGGAUCAAGUGUUUGUUAUCGGCAGCCUGAAUCUCUCAGUGAAGUGGAGAAUUUGAAGAGAGACCAUACAGCUCUCAGAGCAGAAGCCGUCAAGCUUAAGCAGCAGUACAGCAUCUGUAAAUCUCAGCUCCUUGCCAUGGAGCAGAGGGUCCUAAGCAAUGAAAGGAAGCAACAGCAGAUCAUCACUUUCUUCGUCAAGUCACUCAGUAACCCAGUCUUUUUGCAACAGAUUUGGCUCAACUAUGGUAAUAAGAAAGAACUAGGAAGCACAGUCAAAAGACAGCGGCUGAUGGAAAAUGAGGAACAGCACGUUGUGGAUGCGCUAUUGAAGAAGGGCACAGACGCUGCAUUUGAGAAGGAGGUUAGCAUUUCUGCAGGGAGCAGUGACUGCGGCACAGUUGAGAACGAUGAACCCAUGCGCAAGUGGAAUGAUCAGAACAUAGGCGACAUGUGCGAUGAUGUAUGGGAAGAGUUGGAUGCGAUACCUGGAAUUGAAAUGAAGCAAGAAGGCAAGGCCGAUAUCGGCUUCGACGUGGAGGAGUUCACUGGAAGGCCUUGUAGUUGGGUUGAUGACUGCCCAUAUCUGGUGGAGCCACUGCAGUUUGUCGAACACUAGGUGUGAGAACAAGAGAAUCUGCCACUAGAUAUGGAUAUAGUAUCAGUUAGCACGUUUUUUUAUCAUAUUACACCGUGUCCCUCUUUUUCUGUCAAUAGCGUUAGCUCUUGUAAUAGACAAGUACAGCAACAGUUCUCCCUGGAAAUAAAAAGCAUACAGUUUGAAUGUUUGA